Molecule: messenger RNA, 6001 nt
Organism: Paramuricea clavata
Lineage: Eukaryota; Metazoa; Cnidaria; Anthozoa; Malacalcyonacea; Plexauridae
Source: the annotation of a GenBank genome assembly
CCACAACAACUGAAGCAACAGCAACUGAAGCAGCAACUGAAGCAACAACAACUGUAGCAACAACAACUGAAGCCACAACAACACCAGCAACAACAACUGAAGCAACAACAACUGAAGCAACAACAACUGAAGAAACAAUAACUGAAGCAACAACAACUGAAGCAAUAACAACUGAAGCCAUAACAACUGAAGCAACAACAACUGAAGCAACAACAACUGAAGCAACAACAACUGAAGCAACAACAACUGAAGCAACAACAGCUGAAGCAACAACAACUGAAGCAACAACAACUGAAGCAACAACAACUGAAGCAUCAACAACUGAAGCAACAACUACUGAAGAAACAACAACUGAAGCAACAACAACUGAAGCAACAACAACAACAGAAGCAACAACAACUGAAGCAACAACAACUGAAGCAACAACAACUGAAGCAACAACAACUGAAGCAUCAACAACUGAAGCAACAACCACUGAAGAAACAACAACUGAAGCAACAACAACUGAAGCAACAACAACAACAGAAGCAACAACAACUGAAGCAACAACAACUGAAGCAACAACAACUGAAGCAACAACAACUGAAGAAACAACAACUGAAGCAACAAUAACUGAAGCAACAACAACUGAAGCCAUAACAACUGAAGCAACAACAACUGAAGCCACAACAACUGAAGCAACAACAACUGAAGUAACAACAGCUGAAGCAACAACAGCUGAAACAACAACAACUGAAGCAACUACAACUGAAGCAUCAACAACUGAAGCAACAACCACUGAAGAAACAACAACUGAAGCAACAACAACUGAAGCAACAACAACAGAAGCAACAACAACAACAACAACAGAAGCAACAACAACUGAAGCAACAACCACUGAACCAACAACAACUGAACCAACAACCACUGAACCAACAACAACUGAACCAACAACAACUGAACCAACAACAACUGAACCAACAACAACUGAACCAACAACAACUGAAGAAACAACAACUGAACCAACAACAACUGAAGCCACAACAACUGAAGCAACAACAACAGAAGCAACAACAACUGAACCAACAACAACUGAACCAACAACAACAGAACCAACAACAACUGAACCAACAACAACUGAACCAACAACCACAGAAGCAGCAACUACUGAAGCAACAACAACAGAAGCAACAACAACUGAAGCCACAACAACUGAAGCAACAACAACUAAAGCAACCACUACACCAGGAACAACAACUGAAGCAACAACAACAGAGGCAACAACAACUGAAGCAACAACAACUCCAGCCCCAAGUAUGUUGUUUUUUUUUGUCUUUUCAAAUAAUGUUUACGGUUCGAUUUUUAAAGAACUGCUUGUUAUCUAUCUUUUUUUAGUGAAAUACUUUGGACAGAUCAUCUUAGCUAUUGUAUUCGUUGAAGAUCUGCAAAACCCGGGGAGUGCAGAAUAUAUUUCCCUCGUAAACACUUUAAUUAACCUGGUGAGUGGAAAGUUCUGAAUAGUUAAAUGUUUUGACAAUAGAGAGGUUAAGAUACCCCGGUUCCGGUUUACGGGUACGAGUAUCGCCAUUUUGUUUAGCGAGUUUUGCUGAUGUCAGCAUUUUUACCCGUAAUUUCAGCCCGUUUCCCCGCGGUAAACCAAGGUCUACACGUAAAAGACAAACGGGUACGGGUGUUUUCUGUUUACUAUAUGUGGGCCGUUUAAAUAGUAAAAAUUUUCAACAUCUUACCCAAAUAAAUAAUGCACAUAUGUUCGUCAAAGCUUUCAACAAUUUAUAGCGAACCUCAACAGUGAAAGUUACCAUUCUCUGAUCGGUUUUCACACACCGGAAUAUCUUGUAUUUCUUAAGUUACAAGUCGUUCCCCGAUUUACGGGUACGGGUACGUGUAUACCACCCGUACCCAUAAACCGGAACCGGGGUAUCUUAACCUCUCUGAUGACCGUUGAAAUAGUUUCAUAUUUUUUUAGAUUUCCCAAUUGUAUUCAAGCAACAAUAACUUUGUUCGUGUCAUAAUAAUUGGAUUCAGGUACUACGACCAUUUAAGGCUUUUUUUUAUAAAAUCUUGAGUCGUUUCGUGUUUAUUGUUCGGCGUAGGUAGCUAUAGCGAUGAACAAUAAUCUUGUGAAAUUUAGUGUUUGGAAACCAGUGGAGGUAGUAUAGUGGUAGUAUUUCUGCAGUAAGUUGGUGUUGUUCGUGUCUGAACUAUCUGAAAACGAUGUCUCAAUCUGAGUGUCCAAGUAGUAUUUUACAAUACACUUGCAGUGAUUUGUGUCUGACCUACCUGAAAAAGAUAUCCAGGUCCAGUGCGGAUAAUAUUCUACAAUAAUCUGCCGUGGGUUGUGUCUGCUCUACCUAAAAACAUAUCUCAAACGUGGAAGUCUAGUGCAGGUCGUAUUCAGCGAUAUGUUUUCCUGGAUUAUGUCCGAACUACCUUGUAGUUAUAGUUUCGACCAAACCGCAUGGUAGCCCAUUGAACAUCUCUAGGUGAUGUUAUAAUCCAUCAUGUUUUUGUUUUGUUUGUGUGCCACAGACCAGGAAGUGUUUUCGUUAAUUUUACCAUGGAGUUCCAAUCACCAACCGACUCACCUCUAACAGAACUGGAGCAAGGCACAUCUACUGGAAAACUUGGUGAUUAUCCAGUGGUACCAAACAGUGUUGGUCUUCAAGGCGAAGGUAUGGUAUCACCUUCUACUAUGAUGUAGUGUAAAGAUAGAGGCUAAUUAUAGGUUGUUAUUUGCUAUACUACUACAUUUUUUAAAAUUCUAUUCAUUUUUUAAAAUUCUAUUUAUUUGUGACCAAGAUACAACAGUUGACCACCAUCUACUGCAUCAUAGUGCUUAGUUAACCUAACUCGGAGUGAAAAUAUUCAAUGACCUGCAUUGUCGAGGCUUGCCUGUAUGGUCAUGAGCACUGGUGAAAACUACCAAUAAGCACAACUUAUGUAGCUUUGUCUCUUCCAUUCUAGCAAUGACAUGUCAGUCUAAUCCGUGCCAUGCAAAUGCCACGUGUACUGAUACCGAUGUGUUCUACACAUGCACGUGUCGAUCAGGAUAUGUCGGUAACGGUUCGCACUGCCAAGGUAUGGGGAAAGCCUAUUAGGCAAUUCCAGCUAUAGACUACAUUUUGAUCUAGGCAAGAGGAACAAAAUCCAUCAUCACAGCUAGAAAGGGCAUGUUAAAAUUAGUAAAAUCGCAAAGUUUGGUUGCGAAAUGUUGUAAAAUGCGGAAAAUAUAGCCCUGCGAAAUUUGCAAAUUUUGUAUUAAUUUGUAUUACGCGCGGGAAAAUGCACCACUUUCGGCCCAAGCUAGAUAAUUCAGUAGUCAUUUGAAUGAUUCUCUUCAGCAAUCAAGUGUGAUUCAAGUCCCUGCGAUGAAAAUGCCAUUUGUGAAAACACUGCGUCUUCAUAUACUUGCUCUUGUCGCUCUGGCUUUACUGGGAAUGGUCACAUGUGUCAAGGUAUGAACGUUAAGUUAAUCAAAAUAUAUUUUGUAAUUUGUUAGUUUUUUAAUAUUCGACGACCCUUAUUGGUCCUCGAUGAGUAGAACAUGCAUUUAGUCUUGGAAGAGUAUAUCCAGCCCAUUUAGCUUAGUUUAUAUAGAACUAUACACUACAAAAUAUGAAGUGUUUUAAGUUAUUCAUCCUGUUUUUUGUCAUUGAGACGUAUCUUUUAUUUCAUCUCUCUUACUCUAGCUGUGAAAUGUAGUUCAUUCCCAUGUCAUUCCAAGGCCAUAUGUCAAGAUACGGAAACUUCACAUACAUGCACUUGUGGAUCUGGCUACAGCGGAGACGGCACGGAAAAUUGUUUUGGUGAGUAAUAUUAUAAACGUGUUGUUAAUGGAGUCAAAUCACUUGAUGAAAAAUCAAUUUUUGGAAAUCUAGUGUCCGUCUAUGAUGGUUUGUUUCUAUAGUAUCAACUAUGUAUUCUUUGCCAAUUUCUUACGUUGCUUUGUAGAUGUUGACGAGUGCCUGGAGGAUCCUGGUAAUUGUAAAGCAGGAGAUAAAUGUCAGAACACCGCUGGUUCUUAUACCUGCAGACCAGGUAAAAUAACAAAAUUCUCCAACUCAAUGCGCUGAUCUGCGUCAGACUUAUGCGGACUUUAGUAAUUAAAUCCUGGUUGCAAAUUGCAAUAACAUUGUUGCUCGUAGUACUGUUGCAUAGUUGAUAUAUGAAACGCAGUCUCAAAAAUUAUUCUGUUUUUUUUUCUCGCUUUUUAUCUCAAGGUGUGGGAUAUCGUGUUCGGUUGAGAAUCGUCGCCAUAUUUACAAUAGAUUUGUAUGACAGAUAUAGUGUGACGUUCAUACUCUAUCGAAUCAGACUAAGAAGUGCGGUGAGUCGUCGUUUUGUAUAUUUUGCAGAUUGCAUCAAAAACAGAAACAUAAUUGAUGAAAUUUAAUGCGUUCAAAAUUAUUACAAAUCAUCCAUUUUCAAAUCUAUAAACUACAACCUGCCAUAUAUAUUUCUGACAGCUAGAAAAGACAGCUAGAAUUUUCUUCCAUCUUAAUUUUCUUCCAGUAAAACGUCUACAAAAAGCGCAGGUUUCUUCUGGUUUCUUCCUGAAGUAACACCGAACCAAGAAGGUUUACAUCCCUAUGAUCAAACCAUAACUCUUGUAGCAUCCUUCACCGUUUGGACGCAUAUAUUUUUAUCCCCCUCAUAUUUUUUUAUAGUGUAACAGAGCCUAUAGUAAUAAUCCGCGAUAUAUUGGUAUCAUUGUCCACGGCUUCAGGUAAAUACAGCUUUGCAUCUUUUAUUCAGCUUGCCAACCAGCCAGAUGCCGUUAGAUUGCCUGGUACCAAUAUGAUUAGAUUGAUUGGUUGCAGAUAGAUUGUAACGGUACCAAUAUGGCUUGCAGCAGACCUGUAAGCCAUGCGGACAGAUGUAGGUCGAUCAGCCUGCUAGCCAGCCAUGCAGCCAGGUAUCGGUUGGUUGGUUAUCAACCUAUCUGUCCAUGCAUAUAUUAUUUAUUUAUUUAUGUAUUUAUUUAUUUAUUUAUUCAGUCCUGGCAGCGUUAAUGCAAAUGUGACAGUACUUUUCAAGGAGCCAACAACAGCACCACUAGAAGAGAUCGAACAAGCUGUUUCAAAUGGAACGUUUGGGGAUCUUAAUGUGUCUUCAGUCGUUCCCUUGCCUUCAGGUAAAUUUUAACUAUUGUUUUCAGGCAGUUGGUUGGUCGGUUGUUUAGUCAUUCACUUGGUCAGUCGAUCAGUUGGUUGGACGAUCUGUCAUUCACCCCAGACGGUCGGUCGGUCGGUCGGUCGGUCGGUCGGUCGGUCAUUUGGUCAGUCGGUCGGGGAAUCAGUCCGCAGUUGGUUGGUAACUCAGUUAGUCAGUUUAGUCCACCAGUCAUUUGCCAAUUGCAAUCAUUAUAAAUCAACUGAGUACUUUUUAUUUUUUUCUUAGAUGACGAUUCAAGCUUUUUUGGUAGGUCCAUUUUAAGAAUAUUUUUUGUUCUUUCUGGUUACGUUGGAUGUUGAGUGAAAUAUGCAAUGAAUUUGUUGUUUUUUUAAAUAGUUUUGAAAGAAGAUGUGAAAACGGUGAAAUAUUUAAUACAGGCAGUCAUGAUUGUUCUUGCAGUGUCGAUCCUUAUUGCGACCUGUUUGUUGAUUGCAGCAUUGGUCAAUAUGUAAGUAAACGUUUUCGACCAAAUCUUUGAUCAUCUGAGUUGCCAAAUUCCCAAGGAAAUAUGUCCGCCUGGGGAACGAGACCACUGGUGUUCGCCCCCCCCCCUAGUUUCCUGAUCAGUGAGGCCAAAUUGCCUAGGAAACAGGGAAAACGAGGGGGGGGGGAGAGAAAGUUUAAGGGGGACCAAAUUGGUACAAUGAAACUAACGUGAAUUAAAACAUUCCUCCUUAGAUACACUACACCAAAAACACCACCACGAUCAUGGAGAAAAGAUCCUUAUAGUAUGUAUAAUACAAUAACUACACCGUCUCGACCCGGAGACAGAUCAAACAUAAUGAGGUACUAUUAUUACGAACGAGAUGCUAUUUUUAAUGAUUAA